GGCCGCGGCGCAAAGCGUUCUGGGACUCGUGGUUCGCGGGGUUCGUAAGGAAAAGCUGAGCAGCGUCCAGUUCAGCUGGAUGUUUCCCCAGCCGAGCUCGGGGUCCCGCGCGCCUCAGUCCCUGCUCACCUUCACCCCGCGAGGGAUUCUGGGAGGGGACGUCGCGGGUCCGGAGUCGCUAGGCGGGUUUCCAGAGCCCGCCGCGCUGGGAGGACUUUGUUCUCCAAAAGGGAAUACUGAAGAAGGAGAGAAGGAUGGCUGUUGGGCUUUGUAAAGCCAUGUCCCAGGGUCUGGUGACCUUCAGAGAUGUGGCUCUAGAUUUUUCCCAAGAGGAAUGGGAAUGGCUGGACUCGUCUCAGAAGGAUUUGUACAGAGAUGUCAUGUUGGAGAACUACAGGAACUUGGUAUGGCUUGGACUCUCCAUUUCUAAGCCCAACAUGAUCUCCUUAUUGGAGCAAGGGAAGGAACCUUGGAUGGUGCAGAAAGAGAUGUCAGAUGGUCAGUAUGCUGACUGGGAGUCUUGGUAUGAAAUCAAGGAAUUAUCUCCAAAAUGGUACAUUGGUGAAGAGGAAAUAUCCCAGGGGAUGGUAAUGGAAAGACUUAGAAGUUAUGACGUUGAAUAUUCCAGUUUCAGAGAAGCCUGGAAAUAUAAGGGUGAAUUUGCACGGCAUCAACAAAAGGAGAGGCAUUUCAGGCAAGUGACAGCCCUUAAGGAAAUCUCUGCUGUGAAAAUGGACAAUAAAUAUAAUAAUUCUGAGCGAAGUGUUCUCUUGAAAUCAGUACUUUCACCACAAGAAAGAGUUCCCACAGUAGAGCAAGUACAUAAAUUUGGCAUUUAUGAUAAAAUGUUUCCCCCAAAUUCCGUCCUAAUUGAACGUAAAAGAUUACCUGCUGAGAAGGACUCUUUGAUAGAUAAUGAAUGUGAAGAAUUCAACCAGAGUACAUACCUUAGUAAAGAUAUAGGAAUUCAUCCUGGGGAGAAACCUUAUGAAAGUAGUGAUUUUUCAAAUCUCUUAAGUUUCCACUCAUUACUUACUCAGCAUCAAACAACUCAUUUUCGAAAAUUACCACGUGGAUUCAGUGAAUGUGAUGAUGCCUUUAGCUGUUACUCAUUCUUCACUCAACCUCAGAGAAUUCACACUGGAGAGAAACCGUUUGUAUGCAAUGACUGUGGAAAAGCCUUUAGUCAUGACUUCUUUCUCAGUGAACAUCAAAGAACUCACAUUGGAGAGAAACCAUAUGAAUGUAAGGAAUGUAACAAAGCUUUUAGACAGAGCGCACACCUUGCUCAACAUCAAAAAAUCCACACUGGAGAGAAACCUUUUGCAUGCAAUGAAUGUGGGAAGGCCUUUAGCCGUUAUGCCUUCCUUGUUGAACAUCAGAGAAUUCACACAGGAGAGAAACCAUAUGAAUGUAAGGAAUGUAACAAAGCCUUCAGACAGAGCGCACACCUCAAUCAGCAUCAGAGAAUUCACACUGGAGAGAAGCCCUAUGAAUGUAAUCAAUGUGGAAAAGCCUUCAGCAGACGCAUCGCCCUCACUCUGCAUCAAAGGAUUCAUACAGGAGAGAAACCCUUUAAAUGUAAUGAAUGUGGGAAGACUUUUGGCUAUCGCUCACACCUUAAUCAACAUCAGAGAAUUCAUACAGGUGAAAAGCCUUAUGAAUGCAUCAAAUGUGGGAAGUUUUUUAGGACUGACUCGCAACUUAAUCGACAUCAUAGAAUACAUACCGGAGAGAGACCUUUUGAAUGCAGUAAAUGUGGGAAAGCCUUCAGUGAUGCUUUAGUUCUAAUUCAUCAUAAAAGAAGUCAUGCAGGAGAGAAACCCUAUGAAUGUAACAAAUGUGGGAAGGCCUUCAGUUGUGGCUCAUACCUUAAUCAACAUCAAAGAAUUCAUACUGGAGAGAAACCUUAUGAAUGUAAUGAAUGUGGGAAGGCUUUCCAUCAGAUCUUGUCCCUUAGGCUACACCAGAGAAUUCACGCUGGAGACAAACCCUAUCACUGUAACGAGUGUGGGAAUAAUUUUAGCUGUGCCUCAGCCCUUAGACGACAUCAGAAAAUUCAUAAUAGAGAAACUCUCUGAUUGUAACAAGUGUAUGAAAGAAAACAUUUAGUCACCACUCAGUCCUUAUUAAAUAAAUAUCAAUGAAUUCUUUGGUUAAUGACUCUAUGAAUGUAGUAAAUAUGGAGAAGCCUUCAGUUUAUGAGCAUCCUUUAUUUGAAAUAGCCUGAAUCAUAGACAUCUGUUACUUUUGGAUCUAUUCUGUGCCCCAUUUAAAAAACUUACAUCGCCCUUAGUGCAAAUUAUUCUGAUGAAACUAUUAGGGAGAGCAGUGGAUUAGUCAUAGGCUGGCCACAGUCUGGUUAAUAAGGACUUGGCAGAUGGCCCUUUUGCACCACUAGAACACUAGGGGGGCAUUAUUACAGAUAUAAGAAAAGAUCAUUUUUUCCCCUAGAAUUGCAAGUUUCAUGGAUUUAAAGGAUUUUUAAGGUUAAAAACUCAUUGUAGCUUUUUUUUUUUUUUUUUUUUUUGGUCACUGCAUGAGGAAAGCCUUCCCAAGAUCAGUCUAACACAGAGGAAAAUGGAGAUAAGAGACAAAUCGGAUGACAUUGUUUGAUCUCCUGAGUUCAGUCAUGCCUGAAGUCUAUACCAUCUUUUACUUUUUAAUUUCUGUGGUCCAAUAAAUUUCCUUUUUUUCCCCUUAAUUUGAAUUGGAUUACUGCCUCUUGGAAUUACAGUCCUGAUUCAUAUACCCUAUGUUUGCUGUACAUUUGAAAAAGCCUUAAUUUUUUAUGGCACAAUUAUCCUGAGAAACUCUGUAAAACAAGUAUUUGGAAGUUGAUUACAGAGCAUUCAUGAAGCUGAGAGAAUUAUGUUUUACUUGUUGAUAAAAAUUAAUUUGGUAUUUGUUAGACUCAUUAUAAGGAUAAUUUUUUUUAAAUUCACCUAGUAAAACUCCUUAACAGGCUUUCCCAUAAGGAAUUAAAAUCAUUUGUGGUGGUGACUCACUAUAGGCCUUUAAAGAAAGAGUGGCAGGCCAAGAGAAUAACGGAUUUGUCACAUUAAUGAAUGGCUCCUCAUCUUAAAGGAAUUAUUUGAUUUUCUGUUUUCAGAAUGGGUUUAAGCAUAUUGUGUAAUAGAAUAUAAUAGAGUUGUAAAUGAGGUUUUCUUUUGUGGGGAGACCGUAAGCUUGGCUUAAGAAGUUUAUGGAUAAUUUCGUUGAAAUUAUAAAUAUAAAAUUGAGAUUCAGACAAAGAUAUUAACCAGCGGACAGAAAGGAUGGGACAUUUCCAACUCAUAGUAAAGGUGAAACAGUUAGAGCCUAGAAUUCUUAGGCUAUAAGUUAUUACCAUUCUUCACAGUAAUGAGGAAUAUGAGGGUAUAGGGCAGUAUAUUCCUAUUGUAAAUGAGUGGGUAUAGAGAGGUAAACUGAUGAUACAAUAAUGGGGCCACCUUAAAAAGUUAGAACUGUUAGAAUCUCGGACAUUGUCUGGAAAGCAUUUGUAAAAACAAUAGAACAAAUGAAUUAAAGAGUAAGAGAUUUGUA
Neogale vison (American mink) is the source of this 3546-nucleotide messenger RNA. It is a transcript of the gene ZNF527, whose product is annotated as zinc finger protein 527. The transcript is spliced from 5 exons. NCBI's taxonomy places the organism in Eukaryota, Metazoa, Chordata, Mammalia, Carnivora, Mustelidae. Gene Ontology annotation, biological process: regulation of DNA-templated transcription. Gene Ontology annotation, molecular function: DNA-binding transcription factor activity, RNA polymerase II-specific; RNA polymerase II cis-regulatory region sequence-specific DNA binding. The record is from RefSeq and is a predicted model, not a curated record. The coding region runs from base 255 to 2081 and encodes 608 amino acids.